AAAGGGCAUCUUAUAAAGGAUAAAAAUAUCCUUGAAAAGUGAAAAAUAAUUUUAAAAAAAAAUUAUUGAAACAAAAAAGAGAAGAAAAGAGAAACUAAUUGCAAAGAUUCGCAACAGUUUCUUCAACUUGUCCGAAAAAAAAUCACUUAAAAAAAUUCGCAAACGCAAACGUUAGAUUGUCAGAAAUCGUGAUAGCUGUCCAGUCGUUUCGUCACCGUUUUGAUGGCUGCAAGUGCGAAUCCGUUAGGGAACAACCAGGAAGGCUCCUCGGCGGCGCAGAAGUCGACGUCCGCUAACGGCGGCGUUAUUUCUAGCAACGGCGGAGCCAACACUCCGGCGGCUGAUACCACAGCGACUACGUCGGCGUUGCGGCACAACACCGGUAUUUCACUCGAGUGGACCCCUGAUGAACAGUCAAUUCUUGAAGAUUUGCUCGCAAAGUUUGCCUCGGAUUCAACUCUUGUUCGGUAUGCUAAAAUUGCAAUGCAGUUAAAGGACAAAACUGUUCGAGAUGUUGCUCUACGUUGUAGAUGGAUGAGUAAGAAGGAAAAUGGCAAGCGAAGGAAAGAGGAUCAUAAUUCAGCGCGGAAAAACAAAGACAGAAAAGAAAAGGCUACAGAUUCAUCCGCAAAAUCGUCAUCUCAUUUAACAACUCGCCCGAAUGGUCCUUCGUAUGCUCCACCAUUGAUUCCCAUGGACACUGAUGAUGGCAUCCCGUAUAAAGCCAUUGGGGGUGUUACGGGAGAGCUUCUUGAGCAGAAUUCUCAAAUGUUUAAUCAAAUUUCUGCAAAUUUUGCGGCUUUCAAGAUAUGUGAUAACAUCGAUCUCUUAUGCAAGGCUCGGGACAACAUCCUCUCAAUCUUGAACGACUUGAAUGACCUGCCGGAGAUAAUGAAGCAGAUGCCUCCACUUCCUGUGAAAGUUAACGACGAACUCGCCAAUUCCAUCCUUCCCCGUACAUCCCAUCAAAUGAGUUCAUGAUCAGGGAUUGGAUUGCUGAUGCUUCUGACUAUUUCCCUCAAGUUGGGCCGUUCAAAUUCAAAUCAAGUCUGAAAUAUGAAUAAAACCAGUUCCUUGGUAAAGUUAUUUUAUUAGUUAAAGAAGACACUCUAAAUGUCCAUUCAAUCUGAUGCUGUAGAAUGUAAAGAUUUAUAUUAUUUAAUUAUCGUCCUUCUCUUGGUAGAUUGAUUGAUUGUAGGAACUUUGUAUUGUGUAGUAAGUACAUAGUUGUGUGAGGGGAAAUGUGAAUGUAAAAAUGAUAUGAAAGAAAAGUUUUUAACUCUAGACUGAACUAAACUUGCAGUUUCAAUUGGACUGCACCCAAUAUGUAAUUGCAUGUUGCAACUGGUAAUUGAAUACUUUGCAACAUAUUAUACCAGCAAAGCUGGUGUUGGUAAUAAAUGUUUAGGUUUUUUUAAA
This is a messenger RNA of Pistacia vera, 1419 nucleotides long. RefSeq lists its product as uncharacterized. The transcript is spliced from 7 exons. Lineage: Eukaryota; Viridiplantae; Streptophyta; Magnoliopsida; Sapindales; Anacardiaceae. The record is from RefSeq and is a predicted model, not a curated record. The coding region runs from base 223 to 981 and encodes 252 amino acids.